ACAACUGCCUCAUUUCUUUUUUGGUUAUUUGCAACGGAUUCUACGACGUUAUUGGAAUUCCAUCGCAAAUAGACUAGAUUGCAGGCCACAGAUUUCUGUGAAAUUUUGUUUUUUACACGAAAACAAUAACCUCACUGCAGCAACAUAUUUUACCCAAAUAAACCAAAUUGCAGCAGCAUAUCCAACAAGAAUAACUAUAUAGACUUCAUUUUUGCUCGGUUUUUCACAUUCAGUUUUUGUUCUUUCAGUUCGAUUUAUUUUUUAGUACAAUUCAAUCAAUUUUGAUUUGGUUUUUAGUUUUUGGUUUUCCCAACCUACCACAAAGUAAAACACCCAUGUUUUUUAAAAAAUUAGAAAAACUAAUGGUUGACAUUUAAAAUUUUUAUUAAAAACAUGUAUUUUGUGAAUAGGGUAAUCUUCAAACUAGAUCACUCUGAAAAAAUAUGGGGAGACAAACUUGUUGUAGAUUUGCAAUUUUUCUCUCAUUCAUACUAAUAAUAAUCUGCAGGUGCAGUUCAACCACAAACACCAUCUCCCUCAACCAAACACUUAAAGAUGGAGAUUUCUUAUUGUCUAAUUCAAAGUCUUUUGUACUUGGUUUCUUCACCCCUCAAAAUUCCGCCGGCAACCGGCGAUACAUCGGAAUCUGGUUUCAGCAAAUCCCGGUGAAAACCGUCGUUUGGGUCGCUAACAGAGACAGCCCAGUCAACGGCGAAUCCGGAGUCCUCUCCAUCGACGCCGCCACCGGGAAUCUCGUCAUCCGCGACGAGAAAACCAACGCUUCCGUCUGGAGCACAAACCUCACCGGCGGCGCAAAACCGGGUUCUAAUUUCUCCGGCCGGCUCCUGAAUAAUGGGAAUCUGGUUUUAGGCCCGGAAGAGAAGGAAAGUCCUCCUACAUGGCAGAGCUUCGAUUUCCCGACAAACACUUUACUUCCGUCCAUGAAACUUUCCAUGGACAAGAAACCCGGCGGUGGCCGGCGGUUUCUCACGUCGUGGAAAUCGGCCGAUGAUCCGGCGACCGGCCAGUAUGCGUUAGGGAUGGAGCUGAGCGGGACGGCUCAGGUGUUCCUCUACCGGAGUUGGGCCCAGAUUUGGAGAGCGGGGCCGUGGAACGGCGUCGAGCUUAGCGGCUCGCCGGAAAUCUCCCGAUUUAACCCGGCCGUGAACCUCAAUUACGCCGAAACCGACGGCGAGGUUAGCCUAACGUAUUCUCUCCGCGACCAAUCGGUACAGUCAAUACUGGUGUUGAAUGAAUCUGGGACGGUGAAUAGGCUGACGUGGCAAGGAGAAGAUAAAGGGUGGGUCGGAAUCUGGUCGGCGCCGGAAGACAAGUGCGACGUGUACGACGGCUGCGGCGCUUUCAGCAAGUGCGAUUUGGCGGCGCUUGAGUGCUCUUGCCUUCCCGGAUUUCAGCCCCGGUCGGGUCAAGAAUCGCCCUCCGAUGGUUGUACCAGAGGGAACAACACAGAUGCGUCGUCCUUGUGCCAUAAGGGCGAGGGUUUCACAAAGCUGACAAAGGUGAAGAUGCCGGACGCCAAAACAGCGGUGGUGAACCACCAGAGCAUUGGGCUUGAAGAAUGCAACCGAAUUUGUCUGAACAACUGUUCCUGCACGGGAUACACCACUGCAAAUGUUAGCUCCGAGAGUGGGUGCAUCACGUGGUAUGGUGAGCUUAUUGACAUGAGAGAGUUGGUUAAUGGCGGCCAAGAUUUCUUUCUUCGAAUCUCUGCUUAUGAUUUACGAAAACUUGAGAAUAAAUCUAAAGGGCAUCGUAAGGUGGUCACAGUAAGUUUGGUUCUAGUGAGUGUAGCGGUGAUUCUCCUACUUUGUUGUUUGGCUAUGCAUAUUAGAAAAGGUAAGCAGAGACGAAGAAAUGCUAAGAAUAAACAUUUGCAGUUGUAUGGGGAGUCUGUAAUGGGAGAACACGUAGAUGAAAACGGACUGGCCAUCUUUGCUAUCAAAACUAUUCAACACGCAACUGAUAAUUUCUCUGUUGAAAAUAAACUUGGCCAAGGCGGAUUUGGUUCUGUUUACAAGGGCAUGUUGCCUAAUGGACAAGUAGUAGCAAUCAAAAGGCUCUCGAGAACAUCAGGACAAGGCAUAGAGGAAUUCAAGAACGAAGUUACACUAAUUGCAAAGCUCCAACACAGGAACCUUGUGAGGCUAUUGGGAUGUUGCAUUCAACGGGGAGAGAAGAUGUUGGUGUAUGAAUACAUGCCAAACAAUUCACUCGACCACUUUAUCUUUGGUACUAAUAGAAGGGAGGAGGCCCUGGAUUGGACAAAACGCUUUGAUAUUAUCUUGGGGAUUGCUCGAGGAUUAUUAUAUCUUCAUCGAGAUUCUAGAUUAAGAAUCAUUCAUAGAGAUUUAAAACCAAGCAAUGUUUUGCUAGAUGCCUCUAUGAAUCCAAAAAUAUCAGACUUUGGAAUGGCGAGAAUUUUCGGAAUUGGUCAAAAUGCAGCAAACACAAAUCGUGUGGUUGGGACAUAUGGCUAUAUGUCACCGGAAUAUGCAAUGGAAGGACAAUUUUCAGUGAAGUCUGACGUCUUUAGCUUCGGUGUUUUGUUAUUAGAGAUCGUGUGUGGAAGGAAGAACAAAAUGCCCGUGAAGGAAACAUCUCUCAAUCUUAUCGGAGAUGUGUGGGGUUUGUGGAGAGAUGGAAAAGCAAUUGAAAUAGUUGAUCCAUUAUUGGGGGAGUCAUAUGAGAGUGAAAAGGUUUUGAGGUGCAUCCAUGUUGGGCUAUUGUGCGUUCAAGCCAUCAUGCAUGAUAGACCGACCAUGUCACAAGUGGUUUUCAUGCUAUGCAAUGAAACUAAACUUCCAACCCCUAAUCAACCAGGGUUUAUUUUGUUAAGGCAGGAAAAUUGUAUUCCAAGCUCCUCAACAACAUCUACUAAAAGUGACUCUAUCAACAACAUGUCUUUUACUAAAUUAGAAGGGCGUUGACUAUUACUCUUAGAAGGGCGUUAACUAUUACUCAUAUGUACUUUUAGACUUGAUAAUAGGAUACAAUUCCUCACUUUAAGCGUGUGUGUGUGUGUAAGUGUAUAUUGGUUUCCAAACAUAUUCAUAUGAUAUGAGUGGAGGAAUGAUUUUUGGGUAUUUGGGGUGUACUUGAUCUCAUAACAAAUUUGGUAUUUUAUU
Molecule: messenger RNA, 3146 nt
Organism: Cuscuta campestris
Lineage: Eukaryota; Viridiplantae; Streptophyta; Magnoliopsida; Solanales; Convolvulaceae
Source: the annotation of a GenBank genome assembly